GAAAGCCUGGCCAGGAUGGUGGGAGGCCGGCCGCAGGACAUUGUCUUUACCUCAGGGGGCACAGAGGCAAACAACAUGGUGAUCCACACUGCCCGCAGGCACUUCCGCGAAAGCCAGGCCAGGCUGGGGGACAGCUGGGGGACACCGCACAUCGUGACGUCGAGCGUGGAGCACGACUCCAUCCGCCUGCCACUGGAGCAGCUGGUGAAGGAGAACCUGGCGGAAACCACCUUCGUGCCUGUGACCCCACGAAGCGGGCGCGCUGAGGUAGAUGACGUCUUUGCCGCCAUCCGGCCGACCACCUGCCUGGUUUCCAUCAUGUUGGCCAAUAAUGAGACUGGGGUCAUCAUGCCUGUCGCGGAGCUGAGCCAGCACAUCCAUGCCCUUAAUCAGCGGAGAGCAGCGGAGGGGCUGCCCAGGAUCCUGGUGCACACGGAUGCGGCGCAGAUGAUUGGCAAGGGGCGUGUGGACGUGCAGGAGCUGGGGGUGGACUACCUCACCAUUGUGGGACACAAGUUCUACGGCCCACGGAUUGGUGCGCUGUAUGUGCGCGGCCCUGGCACCACCACCCCGCUGCACCCCAUGCUCUUUGGAGGGGGACAGGAGAGGAGUUUCCGGCCGGGCACUGAGAACACCCCAAUGAUCGCUGGCCUCGGCCAGGCUGCAGAGUUAGUGAGCAAGAACUGGGAGGCCUACGAGGCUCAUAUGCGGGAUAUUCGGGAUUACCUGGAGGCCAGACUGGAGGCCCUCCUCAAUUCUGCUCAGCUGCGGGAUCCCCUACGACGUGGCGCAGAAUGCCUUGCGGCUGAGCGUAGGGCGAGACACCACCCGGGCAGACGUGGACAUGGUUGUGCAGGACCUUGUGCAGGCUGUGGCGCAGCUGGACCAAGACCAAGCCCUGUAGACCCCGGGAAUCGCUCCCUGGCUAUCACCCAGUGGGCAGAGCUCCUGUUGCCAGCUCCAUGUGCUCCUAAAGGAAACAGAGUUGUCGGGGCAGCCAUAACUGUGCCAGCACCCGAGGAAACGCGUCUUCCCUGUGUGGCCAAGGCGGUCACUCUCAUCACCGACAUAGGAUGACACAAGUGUCACACGGAUUGGGAGCGUUGCCAGCUGGGCUGACUGAUGCUGGGGAACCUGGUCUCCCUGGGUAUUCAUAGGAAUAAAAGUGAUUGCUGCUGCUGUGGCUU
Pygoscelis adeliae (Adelie penguin) is the source of this 1187-nucleotide messenger RNA. RefSeq names its product selenocysteine lyase (gene SCLY). The record is from RefSeq and is a predicted model, not a curated record. Lineage: Eukaryota; Metazoa; Chordata; Aves; Sphenisciformes; Spheniscidae. The transcript has 9 exons. The coding region runs from base 16 to 1077 and encodes 353 amino acids.